Molecule: messenger RNA, 4218 nt
Organism: Penicillium chermesinum
Lineage: Eukaryota; Fungi; Ascomycota; Eurotiomycetes; Eurotiales; Aspergillaceae
Exons: 11
Coding region: 1-4218 (1405 amino acids)
Biological process (GO): DNA-templated transcription; positive regulation of transcription by RNA polymerase II
Cellular component (GO): mediator complex
Molecular function (GO): transcription coregulator activity; zinc ion binding; sequence-specific DNA binding
Source: RefSeq, a predicted model, not a curated record
AUGUGGCCCGCUUAUUUCAACCCCUCAUUGAAACGCCGCCCGGCCGAUUUUGAUCCUUCCUCGGAUCCGGACCAUGUCACUGCGUAUUACCAUUGGAGGAUCGAUACGAAGAGCCCCGGCGAGAGCCAUGCCGCUGAGUUCUCCCCCCCCGGGCAGAUCUCACCGGGAUCGUCCUCGCAUGAGCCGCCUGAUGGUCGCAUCGCCCACACUCUAACGGCUUGUACAAGAUGCCGCCAGCGGAAAUCAAGAUGCGAUCCCGGACUCCCUCGAUGUGUGCCCUGCGAGCGAAGCAACGCAAAAUGCGUCUAUUACGACUCCACCCGGAACACUACCAUCCCACGCACGUAUAUCGUCUCGCUCCGAGAAAGAGCUCGCGCUUUAGAGAAACAACUGGCAGCGGCUGAGAAAGAUGUAAAACAUUCGGCAGAUGCUGGAUUGAUGGUUCGGAGCGCCGGCCGCAUUCGCUUCCAUGAAAACGAUGAACCUCGGUACUUGGGCCCAUCGAGCGGAAUUGCCAUGACUCGUUUAGUGAUGGAGAUGGCGAAGCAGAAUACCGACUCGAAAAGCAUCAAAGAUGUUGUGCCCGAGUUGACCGCCCAGGAAAUCAAAGCUGCCUUCGCCAAGGAGGAUUCGAAGCCGACAUCGAAGGUGUAUCCCAUGAUCAGCUCUCUCCCGCAGCCUAAUCUCCCACCCGUAAACCUGACCAACAAACUAAUCGAUGUUUUCAUGGUGAAAGCCCAGGCGAUGCUCCCAAUUUUACAUGAACCCAGUUUUCGGAGAGAGGCGAAAGAGGUUUUUGACGGAUCAACCGAUCCGUGUCAUAAUUUUCAAUUGCGCAUGGCGAUCGCCGUGAGCAUGCAAAAGAUGAGCCCGGAGUAUGCUGGUCUGGCAGAUAGCUAUUACCUGGCCGCCCUGCCGUACCUGGAUCCAGUCCUCAAGAAUAUGGAUCUUAGGGCCUUACAAUGCUUAGUGAUGAUAGCCCAAUACUCCAUGCUAACUCCCACCCGAACCGCGGCAUACUGGGUGGUAGGAACUGCCGUCAAGCUCUGCCAAGAUCUAGGCUUGACGGAAGAAGCGACCAUCACAAAGCCUUCGAACGGGCAGGCUUUGAACGCUCUGGAGGUUGACAUGCGGCGGAGAUUGUUUUGGGCCGUUACGUCCAUGGAGUUUGGCCUGUCCCACUCGCUGGGCCGUGCGAGCUGCUAUAGUGUCACACACGAUAAUAUCGAUGUCAAAUUUUUCGAAUUGGUUGAUGAUCGUUACAUCACGGCGAAGGGAGUCACCCCGGGAGCCAAACCGGUCCUGAGCAAGUGUAUCAGUGUUCAUUUCUUCAAAAUGCGUCUAUUUCAACUGGAAGCCCGGCGAAAGCUCUAUCUGAAUCCCUCGGAUACCCCAGUUGAUGACCAGGAUCCAUGGUUUCAUCAGAUGAUGGACAAGAUCGACCGCUGGUUGGAUAGCUGCCCCAAACAUGACGACGGGAGUGGUAUGAAUGUCAAAUGGUUUGAAGGAAGACGCAAUACAAUUGUGAUACUGAUGUACCGACCAUCGCCGCAAAUACCUGAACCGUCUGUCAAUGCUGCUAAGAUUUGCUUUGAGGCGUCGACGUACAAUAUAGUCAUGCAUAAAGAGCAGAUGGUUACCGGAUCUGUGGAUCUAACGUGGAUUUUCACCCAAGCAUUGUUCAUGGCGCUCAAUACAAUUCUCUGGACAUUGUCGUAUCCGGAAAUCCGGAAAGAGCAUCCUGUCGAGGAGGUCCAAACCUACCUGGACAUGGCUCUAGAAGUCAUCGUCUACUCUGCCGAACGAUGGCCGGGUGUGAUGUCCGCAUACCUGCUGUAUCGACGACUUGUCACGGCAUGUUUGAAGGCAUACAGCACGGACGAAUCUUUCGUUGUCCAUUCGCCUUCCAGCCACCCUACACCAACAUCUUCACAGGGUGUUAUGACUCCACCAGCGAUGUCGAGACCUUCAAGCACAACCACGUCAUCGUUUUACGCUCAAAGCUAUCGGACAGCCAAUCCAGCCAUGAGCAGCGAGAGUGCUUCCACCGGCACAAUUUCCCGGGGCCAAUCGGCCGACCCUCCAUUUUCCUUCCCAGCUUCGACUCCUCCUGCACAUGUUGAAGAUUUUAAGAUCCCAGCGGGAGUCUCAGCACCUCCGUUUGGGGUAAAUCAACCCCCCGUUAAUCUGAACCAGUCUCCCAUCAAUCCCAACACGAGAGCCUCUGGCGCAACCGGAGCCUAUGGAAAUACUGGCGUCAUUUACCCUGACAUUUCUGUCGACCCCAAUACUCCAUACAAUGCGAUUCCGUCUGUGGUUCCGGGCCUCCAAGGCUGGGACCCCAAUUUCUCUCUUGCAUCCACCACUGCCAGCCACCUAGCCUAUAUUGAUGCUACGGUUGAUCCUAUGCACUGGACAACCACAAUUGAGGAUCAGUUUUCGCAGUACUUCCAUGAACCGUUCCCGGUUCCAGCAAGGCGUGAGCGCACCCUCAGCCAACAGGAGCAAAUUGAGUUGAUGGCUUCCCUGGAACAAGAUAUCCCGGAUGUAUCAGCUCACGCGUGUUUGGUAUUUGCUUUGCUUCUUGCUUUUCGGGCGGGUGCUAUGGGAAUUGGGGACACAAGUCUUAUGGGACGGCUUGGGCCCGAUUCCAUGGUCACGUGGCCGGCCCGUUUUGCCUCCAACCUCUCGAUCCAGACGCUCUGGAACCACAUCUUCCCCCUCGCCAUCCAUCACGACCCCCACCCCCCCCCCGAUCGCACACACUGGCAUUCAAGGAUUAGAUUGAUCGCGUGGAAUGCAUACGGCCUAGACCGUGCGCUCUUGUCGGAAACGAUUCGGAAUCUCUGCCCUGUGGCCGAAGAGUCUUCGACCUUGGACCAUCACCCGGUAGAGAGCUUUCUUGGCCGGAUUCUCAUGUCGGAUCGUGCCCCAUCCAUUUCAUUUCACGCCGCUCCUCUCUCGCCCUCCUCGCCCGCUGCUGGUUCUUUCAAAGAGAAUCACCAGCUGCUCAUUCACUCGGAUCAUAUCCCCCCAGACCCCGACAUCGCCUCCGUUGAUGCAUCACCCGACCAGGCGAUUACACACCCCAACACCUCUCCUCCCUCUCCCACACCCAUGUCUACACAGGUCUCUCAGCAGCCGACUCUGAGCAUGACCAACUCUUUCCCCGCCCCCGCCAGCAGUGUCAGUGGGUACCCGAUGAAUGCGCCUUCAUCGGACGAGCCGGAGCACAAGUCUUUCACGAGUGGAACCCAGGACGAUUCAAGGAAGAUGGAGGAGGAUCAGAAAAACCCAGAACAGAACGGAAGUGAGCACGAGCAGCAGCAAUCGGUAGUCGCGCCAGAAACCGGAGUUCGCGACUUUGCCGACCAACCUUCUGCAGACAACGACGCCAUGGACGUGGAUAAAGAAUCCGCGCCCCGACUGAACAUUCGAAACCUCGGUCUGGACGCACUCAACGAAAAUUUCACCUCGGCUUUCCAUAUUUGCAAGAGCUCGCCCACCGUCACGGGUCCGGAUCCUUCAAUGGACUUAAUAUCUCUCUAUGGAUUAGGCUCCAUCGCAAAAUCGGUCGCGCGAAUGGACCCUAUCACAGGCGAGAAAAUCAAUCGACUUAGAAAGUCGUACGAGGGGAAAUUGAAGGGACUUGGGCUGGCAGGACGGAACAAGGCUGUGAAACAGGAACCCGGCGCGCCUGGUAGCUUGCGACAUUUAACGCUGUGGCCGGAGGAGGAAUGGCAGAACCAGAAGGUUUUUGGAAAGCAGAUCAAGAUCGCGGAUAUGGACUCGGGACUCCAAGAUCUGCAUGCCAAAGCCAUGCAACUAGAGCCUGGCCCUGUGCCGAAUAACGAUUUCUGGGAGGAUGUGCUUGGACAUGAAAAACCCACCAAGGCCGGCGCGAGCGAUAGUGGCAAGAAGCCCGCAGCAAUUCCUAGCCGUCCCGCUUUACCAGGACGCAGUCCUGCCCCGACAUCCCAAGACGCGGAACGAGGACGCCCCACUCGCGGUCGUAAGCGCAACUACGAUGACAAUAGCUUCGUGGGGUACGGCGAAGGCUACAUAGAUGAUGAGGAGGACACCGGCUUUCUUUCCGGUAGCGAGGGAAGCAACAAAAAGAAACGGAAGAAGGAACACAUGCCCACCAAGGUGUCAACCCCCCUGUCCGAGCGGAGCGGCAGUUACGGGGUUGGUAUGUUCGGAAUUGGCGCCAGAUAA